Molecule: messenger RNA, 2051 nt
Organism: Alnus glutinosa
Lineage: Eukaryota; Viridiplantae; Streptophyta; Magnoliopsida; Fagales; Betulaceae
Product: UDP-glucuronic acid decarboxylase 1
Exons: 7
Coding region: 311-1657 (448 amino acids)
Biological process (GO): D-xylose metabolic process
Cellular component (GO): cytoplasm
Molecular function (GO): NAD+ binding; UDP-glucuronate decarboxylase activity
Source: RefSeq, a predicted model, not a curated record
AUUGGAUGAGCCUAAAAAUCGUCGUCUUGAAACUGCUAAAUGGUAUAUGUUGGUUGGUUGUUUAUGUAAUAAAUUGCACGAAGCGGGUGAUCAGUCGCUUCAGUCCCUUUCUAAUCACUCCAUCGCCAUACCCACAUCGUGGACUGUUAUUCAAGUAAGAGGCCCCUUCGAUCUUCAUUCCCUCUCUCUCUCUCUCUCUCUCUCUCAAAACGUAGAAGACAAUCAUAAAUUUGAAAAACACAGCUUCAGGCUUUAGCCACUGCCUCACUGCCUGAACUUUCAGCUCUUGCUUCUUCAAAUUCCCACAAGCAUGAAACAGUUGCACAAGCAGAGCGUGAACCACCGCCGAGACGAAGAGAACCCCUUAGGGUUAAGUUCAACCCCCCCAUACUCGCCCAAAACCUUCAAGCAUCCAAGAUCGCUUCCUAGAUCCCUCAGCUACCUCUUGAAAGAGCAGAGGCUUCUCUUCAUCCUUGUCGGCAUUCUCAUCGGCUCCACAUUCUUCAUCCUCCAGCCUACCCUCUCCCACCUCGGCCCAUCUGAGCCCAAUUCCUCCUCCUCCUCCUCCAUCUCCAUCCCACGCUUUUCCACCUCCUUGGCCCAUCAAGACCAGGCCUCGGCCACAUACCCAAGGACUCACGCCAAGGUCGGGCGGGUCCCAGCCGGGAUCGGACGGCGGAGAUCGAGGAUCGUGGUCACCGGUGGGGCGGGUUUCGUCGGCAGCCACCUCGUUGACAAGCUUCUCGAUAGAGGGGACGAUGUCAUCGUCAUUGACAAUUUCUUCACCGGUAGGAAGGAGAACUUGGUGCACCGAUUUGGGGACCCCAGGUUCGAGCUCAUCCGACACGACGUCGUCGAGCCGAUUCUUCUGGAGGCGGAUCAGAUCUACCACUUGGCUUGCCCUGCCUCGCCGGUUCAUUACAAGUAUAAUCCCGUCAAGACCAUCAUAUCCUUCUCAAAUUUCUUCACAGUUACUAAUGUGAUGGGUACCCUGAAUAUGUUGGGUCUGGCCAAGAGAAUUGGAGCGAGGUUUUUGCUCACGAGUACGAGUGAGGUUUACGGAGACCCACUUGAGCAUCCCCAGAAAGAGACUUAUUGGGGAAACGUGAAUCCGAUAGGUGAGAGGAGCUGCUACGAUGAAGGAAAGCGGACAGCGGAAACCCUGACAAUGGAUUAUCAUCGAGGUGCAGGUGUUGAGGUUCGUAUUGCUCGCAUUUUUAACACAUAUGGACCUCGUAUGUGUUUAGAUGAUGGACGUGUUGUUAGCAAUUUUGUUGCUCAGGCCAUCCGCAAAGAGCCUUUGACAGUAUAUGGUGAUGGGAAACAGACGCGAAGCUUCCAAUAUGUCACUGACUUGGUUGACGGACUGGUAGCAUUAAUGGAAAGCGAGCAUGUGGGGCCUUUCAAUAUGGGUAACCCAGGGGAGUUCACUAUGCUUGAGCUUGCAGAGGUUGUAAAAGAAACAAUUGAUUCAAGUGCCACAAUAGAAUUCAGACCAAAUACUGCUGAUGAUCCACAUAUGAGGAAACCGGAUAUAAGCAAAGCAAAGGAGCUGCUGAACUGGGAGCCAAAAGUAUCGCUUAGAGAGGGACUGCCGCGUAUGGUGGGUGAUUUCCGUAACCGUAUUUUGAAUGAAGACGAAGGAAAAGGUCUUUAAAUGAAAAUAUAGAAAAACUGUCUUGUAUAGUGUGAAGAAGUGCAUCUCAGUAUCUUGUUCAUUCAUUCCAUUGUUAUCACCCUUAGUUUUAAGUUACCUGGAAAUUCUAGCAACGUGCCACUGUUUUAGGAAGAUGUACCCCUUGUUUUUUUCUACAUUGUGUGCUUGGUCAGCCAAAAAAAGCCCACAUUUUUCAAAGUUUUAGUCACAUUUUUUUAUUCCACCAUUUGUGGGAUCGAACUUUUGGUGGCGAAAGACUACUUAAGCAGCAGCUUAUGUAGGAUUAUGUGUUUUUUUUUUUUUUAAUAAAAAAAAAUUAUUUAUUUAUUUUUUUAAACUUCACUUCGUUACUUUUGUAAUUUUUCCCUCCAAAGUUUAAAAAUUCUCAAUUUAA